Molecule: messenger RNA, 1272 nt
Organism: Clarias gariepinus (North African catfish)
Lineage: Eukaryota; Metazoa; Chordata; Actinopteri; Siluriformes; Clariidae
Exons: 4
Coding region: 35-541 (168 amino acids)
Biological process (GO): signal transduction
Molecular function (GO): protein binding
Source: RefSeq, a predicted model, not a curated record
UUCUAACAGAGCAGAUUUGUAUUGGACAAUCUCCAUGGUGACUCCAAACCAGUGGGAAAUCUUUGACGGAUGUGCAGCAACAAAAACAGGAUCUGGAAGAAAGGAAUGGUGUGUAGAGAAAAUGCCAAGUAAAGCUCAAGAGGAUGCUGUGAUCAAUAUGAAGUCUAUACAGGAUAUUUCAAAACAGCUGGGCUUUGAGUGGCCAGUUCUUGCAUAUGAACUGGGCUUCACAAGACCUGAAGUCAGCCAGUUUCAUGCCACAUCUAAGGAGAAGAGGGAUCAGGCCAAGAGCAUGUUGGAAUCCUGGUAUGAGAGGUCUUGGGAUAAGCCUAAUAAGACUAAAGUGCUGCAGGAUGGACUGGAGCGUGCCGGCCGUAGAGACCUGGCUGAGAGGCUGCGCUGUCUUCACUGGGGCCACCAGAAACUCAGCCGCAGGGUCGAGCUGCCUUCUGCAUUCCCCUUUCUCAUAACUGUCCACAAGACUAUAGAUAACAAAGAGGCCCUGAGUAGAAUUAAUGAGCUUAAUCGCAGUUUCAACUAAAAUUUUUGCUGGGGAAGAAUAAUAUAUACUUAAAUUAUCAUAUGACAUGGAUCCUCAACUCCAGUUGUGGAGGACCAGUAUCCAGCACUGUUUGUAAUUCACAAUCACAUCAACAUACACAGAGACCCUGGUGAUGAACAGAUUAGUUGAAUCAUAGAGUUUGAUCAUAACCAAACUGGGUUGGACACUGGGCCUCCUGGAUUUCAAGAUCCCUCAUAUAUUCUGAAUAUUCCAAACAUAAAUUAACUGGAUUUAUCAUACUGAAAACGCUUUUGAAAAACAAUACCUGAGUUAUUAUUUUUUUUAUUGAAGGACAUUAAAAAUAAUGGAUUUUACACUGAUGCACAGUUGUAAUGCUUUUAUGCUAUUUAAGUAAACAGACCUGCAUUAGUCUACUAAAAGUAAUACCCCAGGACAUCUGGUAACUUACACCCCAGUUAGACGCCAUGAUUUUAUUAGAUUUUUAAUCCCAAUUAACUAACUGAGCAAGUAAACAAACAAUUUAAACAGCAAGAGAGAUAUGCAGUAAAUGAUAGAACAGCCUUGGGUAGAGUCAACCAAACCCGCUGACGCAGCGCUCAGUGUGUGCAGCCAAUCAACGCCCUCUGCUUCCAUGUUGGCUGCGUUGCCAGGUUUGUGAAUUUGCCUUAAAUUGCGGGUGGUUGAAAUGAAGUGGGCUGACGUCAGAUUAUUUCUGCCAGAAAUAAUGGCCAAAUACGCUACCUCAAAAC